AUGACAGAGAAAUACAUGUCAUAUCUCCAAGUCCUCAAGUCGGGUGAGGAGGUCAUCGGCGAUAUCUAUGAUACCGACGUCUAUGAAUGGGUCACGACCCCGUUUAAGCCACUGCUUGUUGAGCUUGCGCCUCCACCAGAAUGUGACUCCAAAGACAUCAGAAUCACCCUGGAAAAACAUCUAUUUCCCGAAUUCUUUGUCUUUGAACUUCACAUCAUCGACGAAAAGCUAUGUCCUCGACGUGUUGUAGCGGAUGAGUCCCCUGUACGUCCUUCUUUUCUACGCUUUGACGAUGACUUUCUCGAUGACUUGGAGACCUGGACUGCCUUCUACGAUCCUGCCGGAAUAGUUUUAAGCUUCGACAGUCCCGAAGAUGCACUAUUUAAGCUGCCAAAUAAAGUCCUCAUCGACAACUGUAAGACCGAAUGUUUCUUCAAGCCGUGCUACUCCGGCGUUCAGACUAAACGCGAGCUCGAGACGUAUAGAAUGAUCCACACAGCUGGUUUGGUUUCGCAGUUUAACCUGUGUCGCGUUUACGGCAUUGUGUUGGAUGAGUAUGAGUUUAUUCUUGGGGUUUUGUUAACUCAUGUUGAUACACGAGGUUGUCCGUUGUCGACUAAGAUUGCUCCCGGGGAACCAGAUGAUCCUCCACAUGAAGUGAGGCAACGAUGGAUGGACCAGAUUGAGGCUGCUGUUUCUGCUUUGCAUAGAGCCGAUAUAGUCUGGGGGGAUAUCAAGGCAGAGAAUGUCUUGAUAGAUCAGGAUAAUAAUGCGUGGGUCACAGAUUUCGGUGGAGGCUAUACUCGGGGCUGGGUUGAUAAAGAGGUAGUGGAGACCAUGGAAGGAGAUCGGAUGGGGAUGGCGAGGCUAAGAGAGUUUAUCUUUCCAGUUGCAUCAAAUGCGGAUCUAUAA
Molecule: messenger RNA, 912 nt
Organism: Fusarium subglutinans
Lineage: Eukaryota; Fungi; Ascomycota; Sordariomycetes; Hypocreales; Nectriaceae
Product: kinase-like domain protein
Exons: 1
Coding region: 1-912 (303 amino acids)
Biological process (GO): protein phosphorylation
Molecular function (GO): protein kinase activity; ATP binding
Source: RefSeq, a predicted model, not a curated record